AUGACAUCUGUGAUACGCAAAUAUAAAUUCUUUUAUGUAAAACCACUUUUUAAGAUAUUCGCCAAGUUCGAAUUCACCAACAUCGUCUGCACGUCGUUGGAUAAAUCCUUUGAUGACUUCGAGUAUUGCUAUCUGAAGUCAGUGAAUCGCAGCUAUAAAUAUCUAUCGAUCAAAGUUAAACUGUUUAAGACGCCGAUCACGAAGCUCAAGGUCCAUGCAGUACUUUUCAAGCGAUACAACGGCUACAGGCCUUUCAUGUUCAACGUGACACUGGAUGCCUGCAGGUUUCUGAAUAAUACCAAGCGCAAUCCGCUAGCCUCGUACUUCAUGGUGUUCCUAAAACCGUACUCCAACGUUUAUCACACAUGUCCCUUCGAUCACGAUUUAAUUGUGGAGAAACUGGAUGUUAGAUAUGUAAAUCAUCAAGUAACGAAGGUCUUACCCUUCCCAGAAGGCUCCUAUCUACUAGAAACAAACUGGAUUGCCUAUGACAUCAAACGAGCUGUGGUGAAAAUAUAUAGCACACUAUCCUAAUCGAUGGCACAUUACCAAACUAGUCAAAUUUAAUGACAUGUGUAAAUGGUAGACAACCAAAAU
Drosophila yakuba is the source of this 597-nucleotide messenger RNA. RefSeq lists its product as uncharacterized. The record is from RefSeq and is a predicted model, not a curated record. The transcript has 4 exons. Lineage: Eukaryota; Metazoa; Arthropoda; Insecta; Diptera; Drosophilidae. Bases 1 to 534 code for a protein of 177 amino acids.